GGUGGGAUUUUUAGCUGAACCAUAAACGCUUCACUAUGUACCUCUCAGUGAAGCUUUUUCACCUCACAAUUUUCUGGUAGGAAAACCUAGUUCUCCACAUCUUCAGCUCAGUAGUCCUGUUUCUUUUUCUUUUUCUCAUACCAACUUUCUUCGUUAACUCCAAUUUCCUAUUUUAUUUGUCUGCCCUCGCUUCUCUCAAUACUCUUCUAUCAAAAUCAUCUCUUUGUUUCUGGUUCAUUAAGAACUUUGAUCGUAGGAUUGGCGGCUACUUGCGGAUCGCGUGGAGGUUUCCUUCUAUAAAGUUGUCUAGAUCUGCCGUUUCAGUUACGAACAUUGCUCAUUUCUCAUCUCAACGUAUUUGUGAUGUAAUCUACACGAGUUAUACUUUUUUUUGCUACUGAACCCUAACUUCCUGCUACCUCGGAGUAAAGGUUUGGGUUUGAGGAUUCCCUUGUGGAUUGCAUUACAGCCAAUCUUACAUUUGAAAUUUGCUUGUUGCAUGAUUUUAGAAAACUGAAGUCUGUGAUUAAUUGCCACCACUUGCCUUGGAUUCUGGCCAGAUGUUUGGGGUGUGUUUCUGGAGAGGUUGAAAGGUUGGUUAUUAGUGGCGAAAGGAUUAAUUGAUUUACUUGGUGGAUUUUGGAACUUUGAAGAAGUAUGCGGAAGAAUGGAAGUGCACACUCAGGAAGGCCUUUUAGUGAUAGAAGAUGGCUUCUUCCUUUCUUAGCAAGUUUAUUGGUCUCUGUUACUUUAUUUUUGGCGAUUGUAUUUGGGCUUUUCUCUCCUUAUAGCGUGGAUUCACAUACUUCAGAGAUUGCAUUGUUCGCUGGUAUGGAUGAUUCUGUUGGAUAUCCAGUUGAUUUGGAAAAUAAUAAGGAAGUAGAGAGGCUUUCUAUUGCGGAAAUUGAAGCACCGCGGAUUGCUUAUCUUCUCACUGGAACAAAGGGUGACAGCCAGCGAAUGAGGAGGACACUACAAGCUAUAUAUCAUCCAAGAAAUCAGUAUAUUCUUCAUCUUGAUCUUGAGGCUCCACCCCGGGAAAGGAUUGAGUUGGCAAUGUAUGUUAAGGGUGAUCCAGUGUUCAGCGUCGUUGAAAAUGUUCGUGUUAUUGCGAAAGGUAACCUAGUGACUUACAGGGGUCCUACGAUGAUUGCAUGUACUCUUCAUGCCAUUGCAAUCUUAUUGAAAGAGAGCUUGAAAUGGGAUUGGUUCAUAAACCUCAGUGCUUCUGAUUAUCCCUUAAUGACGCAAGAUGAUAUACUCCAUGUUUUUUCUUUUAUACCUAGAGAUCUCAAUUUUAUUGAGCACACUCAGAGUACAGGUUGGAAAGUGAACCAGAGGGCUAAGCCGAUCAUCAUUGAUCCUGGUUUAUAUUUGUCAAAGAAGUUUGAUGUUGUUGUCACUAGUGAACGACGAGAGCUGCCAACAUCUUUCAAAUUGUUCACAGGGUCAGCAUGGGUGAUGCUUUCCAGGGCCUUCCUGGAAUAUUGCAUAUGGGGUUGGGAAAGCCUACCAAGAACCAUUCUCAUGUAUUACGUCAACUUUAUCUCCUCCCCUGAAGGUUAUUUCCACACUGUCAUCUGCAACUCCGACAGCUUUCGUAGCACUGUAGUUGGCCAUGAUCUCCAUUACAUUGCAUGGGACAACCCUCCAAAGCAGCACCCCCGCACCCUCUCCAGGAAGGAUUUUAACGAAAUGGUGAAGAGCGGUGCUCCCUUCGCUCGAAAAUUCCCCAAGGACGACCCGGUCCUCGACAAGAUUGAUCGCGAGCUUCUCGGACGGACUGAAGGCCAUUUCACUCCUGGUGCUUGGUGCAUUGGAAAUGCAGAUGGUGGAGAGGAUCCUUGCUUAUCAAGGGGGAAUGAUUCAUUUUUUCAAUCUGGACCAGGCUCUGAGAGGUUGAGGGAGUUGAUAAAUAAGAUAACAGCAAAAGAAUUUAGAAGUGGGAGCUGCUCUUCCCUGAGGUAUGAUCAGAGUAAGAGGGAAUGGCUUGGAACUUGAUGUGCUUGAAUGUUGUUGCUUUCAGUUUUGCUACAGGAAUUAUUAUGAUACAUGUCACACAGCAUUUUUAUGUGAUAAACCAUCUUGUUAAUGAAAAAACAUCUUUGUUUUUUUGGUAA
Phalaenopsis equestris is the source of this 2120-nucleotide messenger RNA. Its product is annotated as beta-glucuronosyltransferase GlcAT14B-like. Gene Ontology annotation, molecular function: glucuronosyltransferase activity. The record is from RefSeq and is a predicted model, not a curated record. Gene Ontology annotation, cellular component: membrane. Bases 658 to 2001 code for a protein of 447 amino acids. NCBI's taxonomy places the organism in Eukaryota, Viridiplantae, Streptophyta, Magnoliopsida, Asparagales, Orchidaceae. The transcript has 6 exons.